AUGGAUCAAGAGGUCUACAGCAACUUAAACGAGGUCUCUCUGGACAAACCCAUGUCCUGUAGGACUGAUGCCCGGAUCAGGCUAUUCCUCUACCUGUUCAUGGCUGGGACCCUGGUCCUUUGGGCCAUUCUCCUCAUCAUUGUGCUGACCAAGGCCUCUGAGGCCUCGACUGGGUUGAAGCGGCUGCAGGAAGCCCAGACUAGGCUGAGCACGAAUGACUCUGUGGCCAAGAACAAACUCCAGACCCUGGAGAGUCAGCUGUCGGACCUGAAAUCUCAGAUGACAACGAAGUUAGCCCAGGCCGGAAAGGACCGAGAGGAUAUCCGCAGCGAGAUGUUCCGGGCGCUGGCGGCUUCCAAGAUUGGAAACACUUCCUGCACUCCCUGUUCUCCCCCCUGGAAGGCCUUUGAGGGCUCCUGCUACUAUUUGUCUCGGACCACGUCCAACUGGCAUGAUGCAUUGAAGAAAUGCACUGAGAAGGAGGCUCAUCUGGUCAUCAUCAAUUCGCGGGAGGAGCAGAACUUCUUGAUCUGGAAUUUAGAUGACAAAGGGUACUGGAUUGGACUCACCUCUGUACGAGAUGGUUCAGGAAAGGUUCAGCGCCACAGAUGGAUUGAUGAGACAGAUCUCACCUUCACUUACUGGAAUCGGGGGGAACCCAAUGACUCUGGAGAUGAGGAGGACUGCGUCACGUUGCUGUCUAAUGGCCGAUGGAAUGAUGCCCCCUGCCACACUGAUUUGGAGAACUGGAUCUGUGAGAAGAGGCAGAGCUGCUGAGCUGGGCCCCUGUAG
Tachyglossus aculeatus (Australian echidna) is the source of this 792-nucleotide messenger RNA. RefSeq names its product C-type lectin domain family 4 member G-like. The coding region runs from base 1 to 777 and encodes 258 amino acids. The record is from RefSeq and is a predicted model, not a curated record. The transcript has 8 exons. NCBI's taxonomy places the organism in Eukaryota, Metazoa, Chordata, Mammalia, Monotremata, Tachyglossidae.